AUGAAGUCUCCGCGGCUCUGGGCGGCUCUGUGCCUCCUCCUCGUCGCCUCCUGCCGGCUGUGCGCGGCCGCCCGACACGGUUGUUUGUUUGAGAAGAAACUCUGUCCCAGAGGCCAGCUGUGCAACGAUGACGGGUUGUUCGGGCAGUGCCGCGCUCCUCACCAGGAGCCCGUCCAGUACCAGGUGUCUGUAUCCGUCCUGCACAAACUUCAGGAGGUUCUCAAAGACCUGAUGGUUCAAGGUUUGACCUGGAGGGAUGACUUGACCCAGGCAAUCAUCAGCCGAGAGCUGAGUCACGUUCCCACCAUCAGCCCGCGAUACAAACCUGCAGAAAAGCCCCCCAAGCAAGCGUCCAGGCUGUCGGACCCACCCAGGCGCCAGGAUCUGGAAGACCAGGCCGACCCUGAGAUGAUGCAGCAGUACAUGGACUACAUAGUCCUCGAUCCUUCGCGGUCUUCGGUGCACAUGCAGACGCCCCUGCUGGACCCGUACACCUACCACAAGCAGCAGUUCGGCUACCAGGAAGAGGAAGAGCGCUCCCUCAACUCCCUGGACGAUAAUCCAGCCUUCCCGCUGCCUCCGCUGUACCCUCGCUCCAGACCUCGAGAAAACCCUCUGGACCGGGACCGCCAGCUCCUCCAGGACCUGGUGUCCACACUGGUGUCAUCCUCCGCUUCCUCCUCUUCCUCACCUGUGCAGACGCUGUCCCGUCACAGAGGGUCCAUCUCCUCCUCCUCCUCCUCCUCCUCCUCCUCCUUCCCGGAGCUGGACUUCCCUCUGGAUUAUGGCGAAGACUACGUUUCCCAGGUUGCACAGCUCAGCAAGCAGCAGAAGCAGGAGCAGGAGGAGAAGAAGGCGCAGAAGGAGUAUGAAGCUCUCUCAGGGCUGGACGAGAGCUCCCUGCAGAGACUGGCUCUGCUGCUCGACCACUACGGCCUCGACAUGAAGGAUUUGUCCCCCGAGCAGAAGGAUAACCUGCCGUCCACGCUGAAGCAGCUGCAGCUGGAGAGCUCCUACGCCCCCAAACAGACCAAAGAUAAAUAUGGGAAUAUUGCUGCUUCAGGAAAAAAGGUCACAGAGGGCUCAAUGGCCUAUAAAACUGACGUCCAGGAGGCUCUACCCUCCACCAGCAAGCCCCCAAAACAAGACGGCGCUCAAAAGGAGGCGACUCCUGCUGCAACGGCCGACCGGGACAAACCGGGGAGGAAGGAGGCGGCGGCCAAAACGGAGGAGUUCGGAUAUAUCGUCACCAAUCAGAGCCCCCUCGAUCUGAACGACGGGGUGCGACUGCUGGAGCUGCUGUCUGAGAGGGUCGGCCUCUCCACCGACUCCUUCUUCAACAUCAGUGUGGUUGGACCUGCCAUCACCUUCAGGAUCAGACCAAACUCCAAGAAUCUUACAGCGGGAGACGUGGCAGACAAAGCCGUUGCAGAAAAGGGCUUCUUGGAGUCCGACACAGGCCUGAAGGUGCUGCAGAGCGGUGUUGGAGAGAGGGAUGGAGUGAAGGCGUUGCCCCUGGCAACCAGAGUCCAGCCGCCCGGCUCCCGCUGGGUGUUCGCCACACUGGUGGCCAUGGCCUGUAUGGGAGGCAUCCUGGUGGCGGCCAUGACGGUGGCCUGUCUGCGUCACCACGCACACCGACUGGCCGCCAAGAAGCUGGGCCUGGGCCCCGAGGCCGGCAGCUACACCCACCAGGAGUACCAGGACCUGUGUCGCCAGCACAUGGCCUCCAAAGGCGCCUUCGGACGCCUGGAGGCCGCUGCCCUGGGCGCUGUGGGAGGAGCUGCUGGCGGCGGUGCCAGUGGAGGAGGAGGCGGCGGAGGAGGAGGAGGAGGCGCUGCUGGAGCCGGGAGAGGAGCGUGCGGCGCGACGGCAGGUGGAGGCGCCGACUCCAGGGUGAGCAGCGUGUCGUCUCAGUUCAGCGACGGAGCGCAGCCCAGCCCGAGCUCCCACAGCAGCACGCCGUCCUGGUGCGAGGAGCCGGCCCAGGCCAACAUGGACAUCUCCACCGGCCACAUGAUACUGGCUUACAUGGAGGACCACCUGAGGAACAAGGACCGUCUGAUGAAGGAGUGGGAGGCUCUGUGCUCCUACCAGGCCGAGCCCAGCGCCGUCUCCGUGGCUCAGAGCGACGCCAAUACCAAGAAGAACCGCUGCCCGGACGCCGUGCCCUACGACCACUCAAGAGUGAAGCUGAAGGCGGAGAUCAACCCUUCACGCUCGGACUACAUCAACGCCAGCACCAUCAUCGAGCACGACCCCCGCAUGCCGGCCUACAUCGCCACCCAGGGCCCGCUGUCGCACACCAUCUCCGACUUCUGGCAGAUGGUUUGGGAGAACGGCUGCACUGUGAUCGUGAUGAUGACCGCUCUGGUGGAGGAUGGAGAGAAGCAGUGCGACCGCUACUGGCCCGACGAAGGCUCGUCCCUCUACCACAUCUAUGAGGUGAACCUGGUGUCGGAGCACAUCUGGUGUAAUGACUUCUUGGUGCGCAGCUUCUAUCUGAAGAACGUGCAGACGCAGGAGACCCGCACGCUCACGCAGUUCCACUUCCUCAGCUGGCCUGCUCAGGGCAUCCCCACCUCGACGCGCCCCCUGCUGGACUUCCGCAGAAAGGUGAAUAAGUGCUACCGAGGACGAUCCUGCCCCAUCAUCGUGCACUGCAGCGACGGAACCGGCCGGACUGGGACGUACAUCUUGAUCGACAUGGUUCUGAACCGCAUGGCUAAAGGCGUUAAAGAGAUUGACAUCGCCGCCACGCUGGAGCACGUCCGGGACCAGAGGCCGGGGAUGGUCUGCACCAAGGACCAGUUUGAGUUUGCAUUGACUGCAGUUGCUGAAGAAGUGAACGCGAUCCUCAAAGCUCUUCCUCAGUGAAACCCGAACAGUCCAGAAGAGCCUGACCCCUGACCGUCCCCUGACUCACACCGCACCCUCUCCUCUUCCUCUCUGUGAAGACGAGGACUCACAGCUUUGUCCGUUUGACAUCCUUUAUGGUGAUAUUGAUAAGGUGAGGAGGGAUCUACACAGGAACGUGUCUGAUGUUUACGUAUUUGUGACACAAUUGUUCCGGGACCUUCAGGAGCAGCAGCGUGUCUGAUUAAAAAAAGAAUAACUGUCAGCUUGUGUGUGAAGGUGCCACAAACUACUGAAACAUCAGAUUUUUUCCAAUUUAGUCUAAACUGAAGCAAAAACCUAAUUGUUCCUAUUUUCCUGUGGUGGGAGGUUGUGCUGCUGUUGCACCAUGUUUGGCUUUGGACUUUAGGAAGCAAAAAAAACAAAAAAACAAAAAAAAAACCCUCAAUGCUUCUCCGAAUAUACUGUCUGCAGGAUAAAUUUCCACAAUGCUGCUUCCUCUGCAGAAAGCGUCUUCUUUGUGUGCCAUUCAGAUCAUCUUAUGUCUCUGGAUAUAUUGUUGUUUACUUCACGCAAGAUAAAAAAGAAAGUAAAAAAAAAAAAAACAUGUUAUUCAUUCUGAGAAAAAAAUGAAAGCUAUUUUGUAU
Messenger RNA from Salarias fasciatus (jewelled blenny), 3503 nucleotides. RefSeq names its product protein tyrosine phosphatase receptor type Nb (gene ptprnb). Bases 1 to 2877 code for a protein of 958 amino acids. Gene Ontology annotation, cellular component: synapse; secretory granule. The transcript has 23 exons. NCBI's taxonomy places the organism in Eukaryota, Metazoa, Chordata, Actinopteri, Blenniiformes, Blenniidae. Gene Ontology annotation, molecular function: protein tyrosine phosphatase activity. The record is from RefSeq and is a predicted model, not a curated record. Gene Ontology annotation, biological process: regulation of secretion; protein dephosphorylation; insulin secretion involved in cellular response to glucose stimulus.